GUACAUCUUGUCAUUUUGUUCCAUAAGGAAGUAAAAUGUUCAUAAACAGAAUGUCUUUAAUGGUGACACAACUACCAUUUGUGAAACAUAUCUUUCUAAAUUGUUGGGUAAGAAGUGAGGCUGCUUCACAAAUUGUUUCAACAGAAUUUAACACUGAAAAUAGGAACGGUUCCAUUAGUCGAGAAGAACAACCACCUGUGAUAAAACCAGAAUGACUCCAUCUGGAUUCAUCCUUGUUGUUGGCUGUUUUUCUUGUGUGAUGCAGAUUAAAGGAAUCAGUGGACAAACCAUUGUUCUUUACCACACACCUGAACAGGACGUCACUCUGCCCUGCAAAAGUGCCCCUAUGUGUUUCCGUGCUGACUGGUUGUACCAUGAGGACUCUUCCAGUUCUAUGCAAGUUGUUAAAAAUGGAAAUGUAGUGCAGAGUUCAGCUCAGGCCUCCAGGAUAAGAGUGAACUUUGACUGUUCUCUGAGCAUUAGAAAUGUCUCAGAGGAGGAUGCUGGUCUGUACACCUGUCUUGGUCACACAUGGAUGGACGUGGACAGAAGUCAAAUCGCAGUGCAUCUGAACAUCCUGACAGUGGAUCCAUUCAUCCCAGGUUCAAACAGAGGUGGAAUCAUCACAUUAGAAUGUUCAUUGUGGAGAUUCGUCGACAAUAGUCCUUGUCCACGGAACAACCUCCGGUGGGUGGAUGAGACUGGCUCGGUGCUGAAGGAUGAAUAUUCUAAAUACAAACUCCUCCUACAGAGAAAAUGCACCUGUGUUCUGAAAGUGAAUCAGAGUCACCGCAACCGGAGAUACACCUGCCAGUUUGUCGAUGAGAACAAUAACACACUGAUAUCUGCAGAAUACACACCUGUCUUUACCAGUGACAAACAAGACGAUCAGACAAAAAACUCAGCUGCAGAUUGCGCUGUUUGGACUCCUCUGAGCUGUUUCAUGUUGGCUCUGCGCAUUAUAGAAGUGUUUAUGAUCACUGUAGUUACAGUUCUUCUCAUCAGAAACACAGUAAGAAGAACAUCUUAAAAAGCCAUAAAUGUCAUUAAAGAUGAUGAGGAGGUAAAGUCUGAAAAUGUGGAAGCUCGUCCUACUGCCUCCAGUCCUGACAACUUCCACCUUCUGUAUUUACAAAAUUAAAGCUUCAGCCUCAUAUUUUAAUUUAAGGUCAGUUAUCGUCUGUUCUGGUAACAAGCAGAUGUAUGUUUAUGCUGACAGAUGCAUAGAAAUACCUCACAAUGUUUUACUCAUACGGUAGUUUGGGUUUUGUACCUGGGUUCACUAUAUAGAUACUGGUGAUUAUCCAUUUGUGUUUGUUUGUAAUUAUGAUGUUUUAUGGUCAUUACACCACUUAAAAGUACUUGGAAUGGAAGAGCUGUUAAUUAAAACAAAUUCAAGUCAACAAAUUUGUCCCUGAACUUAAAAAAA
This is a messenger RNA of Sphaeramia orbicularis (orbiculate cardinalfish), 1429 nucleotides long. RefSeq lists its product as uncharacterized. Lineage: Eukaryota; Metazoa; Chordata; Actinopteri; Kurtiformes; Apogonidae. Gene Ontology annotation, biological process: interleukin-15-mediated signaling pathway; positive regulation of ERK1 and ERK2 cascade; T cell activation. The record is from RefSeq and is a predicted model, not a curated record. Bases 212 to 1030 code for a protein of 272 amino acids. Gene Ontology annotation, cellular component: external side of plasma membrane; membrane raft. Gene Ontology annotation, molecular function: MHC class II protein binding; protein tyrosine kinase binding. The transcript is spliced from 8 exons.